CUCCAUCCGGUUCCGGCCGGGCCGGAGGCCGCAGAGCCGGCCCCGGGCUCGUACCGGCUGCCCCUGCAGCAGCGGCCAUGGCCGCGGAGGAGACCCGCUCCCUGCUGCGGCACCCGGACCUGGCUCCGGACCCGAGGGUGAGCAACAAGAAGCUGUUCCUCGCCGCCUUCGCCGCUGUCCUGGGACCGCUUAGCUUUGGCUUCGUGCUAGGCUACAGCUCACCGGUUAUCCCGGAGCUGAGGAAAAUGGAGGAUCCGAAGUUAAGGUUGGACAGCGAUCAGGCCUCGUGGUUUGGGUCGAUAGUAACAUUAGGAGCUGCUGCUGGAGGAAUACUGGGAGGCUAUCUGGUGGAUAGAGUGGGGAGAAAGCCGAGUCUAAUGCUGUGCUCGGUGCCAUACGUGUUUGGAUUUACGGUUAUUAUAUCUGCUCAGAAUGUCUGGAUGCUUUAUCUUGGACGAAUACUGACAGGCUUAGCCAGUGGAGUUACCUCACUGGUUGUGCCGGUGUAUAUAUCUGAAAUAUCUCAUCCUAAAGUCCGUGGUAUGCUUGGCUCCUGUGUGCAGCUGAUGGUGGUGACUGGCAUACUGGGAGCCUACAUUGCAGGAAUAGCACUACCAUGGCGCUGGCUGGCAGUGCUGUGCUCCUUCCCAUCCUGCAUAAUGCUCUUGUUCAUGUCCUUCAUGCCUGAAACACCGAGGUUCCUGCUGAGCAGGAGCAGGCGCUCGGAGGCUGUAGCUGCUCUGCGCUUUCUGCGGGGGCCACUUGCGGACCACGAGUGGGAGUGUGAGCAGAUUGAAGCUGGUGUUCAGGAAGAGGGGCUGAAUGUGUCUGAAUUUAAGAACCCCUCAAUCUACAGACCACUUCUUAUUGGUGUAGCUCUAAUGUUCUUCCAGCAACUCACAGGCAUUAAUGCAGUCAUGUUUUAUGCAGAAACUAUCUUUGAAGAUGCAAACUUCAAGGACAGCAGACUGGCUUCUGUUGUUGUGGGUUCCAUACAAGUGUGUUUCACUGCUGUGGCUGCACUUAUCAUAGAUAAAACUGGACGAAAAGUGCUGCUCUACAUAUCUGGGGUAAUCAUGGCUCUCAGUACUGCAUUGUUCGGACUUUACUUUAAAAUGGUCCUUCCAAAUCCAAACAACUCAUCAAAUCCUGAUGUAUGGGCCACUCUAAACUCAGCAUCGCCAGGAACAGAAAGCAGCAUAUCCUGGCUUGCAGUGAUGAGCCUGGGCUGCUUUGUUGCUGGUUUUGCCCUUGGCUGGGGUCCUGUUCCAUGGCUGGUGACAUCCGAAAUCUUCCCACUUAAAGCUAGAGGCGUAUCGAGUGGUGCUUGUGUAUUAACAAACUGGGCUAUGGCCUUCCUGGUAACCAAAGAAUUCAGUGAUUUAAUAGGUUUCUUAACAUCCUAUGGCACGUUCUGGCUCUUCUCUGCCUUCUGCUGCCUCAACAUAGCUUUUACAGCCUUUUACGUUCCUGAAACAAAAGGACAGACUCUGGAGCAAAUCGAGGCCUACUUCAGAAGAUCUUGAGUGCUCCUACUAUCAAUGCUGCAGGUACUCUGUGAAUUUAAAGUGAUGUCCUCUAAGAACAGAAAUAUGAAGCAGAAACUUCAUUAAAAGAAAAUGUGAAAGAUUUCUUUGGCAUACACAUGAUGGAACUCCAUCAGUCGGCUUCUCACUUUUAUUUGUCUGGAGGUUCAGAAGAUAAACUCCAUGUUCUUUGGCUUCCCUCCCCCCAAGGGCUGUCCAGUCUGUUAAGAGUUUUUCAUCAGCAGUGAUUGCCAAGUACCAUGGCAUUUUCAUGCAGUUCUAAAAUGUCAUGUUGAGCUACACCAGACUUACUUUCACAUCUAAGCUGAACGAAGUUUGAACUGACUGUCCAGAGAAAAAUAUAAAGGUGAACACCUACAACUGCCUCAAAGGAGCUAAUAAGUCCCUGGCAACUACAAGCAUCAUACCACAGUGGAUGUUAUUUACACAGGAGAAAAUAAUCACCUUUUGUUCUCUCCAGUUUAUUUUCUCUGCAGUCAUAUUUGCUUCUUAUGAUUUGCUUUGUUUCUAUAUCCUUUUGGACAGCACUGAGUCUGAAGACAAGGAGACGAGAGUCUUUGCCUGAAGGAUGAAGACAGAUGGGACACAGGAAGUUAAAAAAUAUGAUGGUAGUUUGAAAUCUAAUACUUCCAAAGAGAAGCAGCACCUCCCAAACAGAGUUUAUAGAGAAUAUCAUGAGAGUUUUCUGUUAACUGAGUCCUAGUCCUGUCAACCUUUGUAACAAUUACUUAGGACUAUGAGAUACCUGCUCAGAAAGUCUUGCAGCUUUUUGCCAACUCUUGGAAAGUGCACAUUAUAACGGAUGGCUGUGGUUGCUGCCUAGCAAUUGGUAGUUUUUGUCAGUCUAAAGUCCCUAAUAAGUUUGGCAUCUUUGAUACCUGCUGCACUGGUACCUUCUUCAACAGCAUUAAGUCAUUUCCCCUACAUGUCUGCGCAACUGAAUAAACAUAAUUCAGUCAAAGAUA
Molecule: messenger RNA, 2512 nt
Organism: Melopsittacus undulatus (budgerigar)
Lineage: Eukaryota; Metazoa; Chordata; Aves; Psittaciformes; Psittaculidae
Gene: SLC2A8
Product: solute carrier family 2 member 8
Exons: 12
Coding region: 78-1526 (482 amino acids)
Biological process (GO): D-glucose transmembrane transport
Cellular component (GO): membrane
Source: RefSeq, a predicted model, not a curated record